AUGUUGAUUGGACUGUGCGGUGGGAUAUGCGCGGGCAAAUCCUCCAUAGCCUCGUACCUGAUACACGAGUAUAGGUUCCGACAGCUGCAUCUUGCCCGAACCGCUGCAACACCCACUGUAGAAAAGUCUGCUUCCAAUGUCCAUGUGCCACGACCGGUGGGAGACGAUGAGCAAAACAGCCUUUCGUUCUCGACAAUAGACCAACUGCUUGAUUUUGUCACCAAGAGAUGGCGUGAGCGAUGGGUCACUACGGAUGUUUGGGACGAGGACAUCCUAGACGCCUUGCAAAGACGGCCCUUCUUCAUACUCGUGAGUGUCGAUGCGCCGGUCACGGUACGGUGGCAGAGGUUCAAGAACCGUUGUGCCGCAAGUCAACUCACACCCCCUGACCUCUCAGAUUUCGUCCUCCGCUCCGACGAAAAUCUAUAUUCACCUCCUUCUCAUCUGGCCGCCCUACUUCACCAAGCCCAAGUACGUCUUUUGAACCCAAUGAACUCGCUCGAGGCCUUGCACUCGGCUCUUACAGCCCUGGAUCUCCCAAACGAAGCACGUCUACGCCCAAGCUGGGACCAGUACUUCAUGCGGCUGGCUUCUUUAGCCGCCCAACGGAGCAACUGCAUGAAGAGAAGAGUGGGAUGUGUCCUAGUCAGAGAGAAGAGAGUCAUCAGUACCGGAUAUAACGGUACUCCACGAGGGAUUAGAAACUGCAACGAGGGCGGAUGUCCAAGAUGCAACGGCGGCCAAGGCGCCGGAGUGGGACUAGCGACCUGCCUCUGCAUCCACGCGGAAGAGAACGCUCUGCUUGAAGCGGGCAGGGAAAGAAUUCGGGAAGGCUCGAUAUUAUACUGCGACACCUGCCCCUGCUUGACCUGCAGUAUUAAAAUCACGCAAGUCGGUAUAAGCGAGGUAGUGUACAGCCAGGGGUAUAGCAUGGACACAGAGACCGCGGCAGUUUUCAAAGAAGGCGGCGUAAAUCUGCGGCAAUUCUCUCCUCCACGCGACGGUCUGGUUGACCUCAGCACACUUUCUCCAGCACUGGAAAUCGAGGGGCUGCGUGAAACGCCUGGCGUGCUAGGAAAUCCGCACAAGAACGGGAUCUAG
Messenger RNA from Coniosporium apollinis CBS 100218, 1101 nucleotides. RefSeq names its product dCMP deaminase. Gene Ontology annotation, molecular function: hydrolase activity; zinc ion binding. The coding region runs from base 1 to 1101 and encodes 366 amino acids. Lineage: Eukaryota; Fungi; Ascomycota; Dothideomycetes. The transcript is spliced from 7 exons. The record is from RefSeq and is a predicted model, not a curated record.